Molecule: messenger RNA, 703 nt
Organism: Mizuhopecten yessoensis (Yesso scallop)
Lineage: Eukaryota; Metazoa; Mollusca; Bivalvia; Pectinida; Pectinidae
Product: 60S ribosomal protein L11-like
Exons: 6
Coding region: 96-635 (179 amino acids)
Biological process (GO): translation
Cellular component (GO): cytosolic large ribosomal subunit; ribosome
Molecular function (GO): structural constituent of ribosome; RNA binding
Source: RefSeq, a predicted model, not a curated record
AUGUUUAGGAUGUUUGAUUAUUUUCAGGAAUUGUAAAUUGUAGAAUAUUUCUUCAGAACGUAGAUGUGUACUUCCUUUUCCGGUAAAAUCCCAACAUGGCGGGCGCUGCUGAAAGAGAGAAGAACAAUGUCAUGCGCAACUUGCGCAUCGUCAAACUCUGUCUCAACAUCUGCGUUGGGGAAUCUGGUGACAGAUUGACUAGGGCAGCUAAAGUGUUGGAACAGCUCACUGGUCAACAGCCUGUCUUCUCAAAGGCCCGCUACACUGUACGAUCUUUUGGAAUCAGAAGAAAUGAAACCAUUGCUGUGCACUGCACAGUCCGUGGAGCCAAAGCUGAGGAGAUUUUGGAACGUGGUUUGAAGGUUAGGGAAUACGAGUUGAGGAAGAACAAUUUCUCUGCCACAGGAAACUUUGGAUUUGGUAUCCAGGAACACAUUGAUUUAGGGAUCAAGUACGAUCCUUCUAUCGGAAUCUACGGCAUGGACUUUUAUGUCGUACUUGGAAGACCAGGUUUCAACAUCGCCCAGAGACGGAGGCGCAAGAGCAAGAUCGGCUGUAAACACAAGGUCAAUAAGGAUGAGUCGAUGAAGUGGUUCCAACAUAAGUAUGAUGGUAUCAUUCUUCCUGGAAAGUAAAGAGAGACAGUGAAAAAAAAAAAAGACAUUACUCCUCUGUGUCGGCAUUAAACUGGCUGUGACGAGAA